Messenger RNA from Cricetulus griseus (Chinese hamster), 1534 nucleotides. The record is from RefSeq and is a predicted model, not a curated record. NCBI's taxonomy places the organism in Eukaryota, Metazoa, Chordata, Mammalia, Rodentia, Cricetidae.
GGUCACAUGACUCUCGGCCCGGAAGCUCUUGAGUCGAAGUCACCACCUCGCGGAUGACCCGGUUUGUAGCUGCUGGUUCAAGUGAUCUCACCUGUCCAACGCUAUGGCCUGGACCAAGUACCAGCUGUUCCUGGCCGGGCUCAUGCUGGUCACCGGCUCCAUCAACACGCUUUCAGCAAAGUGGGCCGACAACUUCAGAGCUGAAGGCUGUGGAGGAAGCAAGGAGCACAACUUCGAACAUCCCUUCCUCCAGGCAGUGGGCAUGUUCCUGGGAGAGUUUUCGUGCCUCGCUGCCUUCUACCUGCUCCAGUGCAGAGCCACAAGACAAUCCGACUCCAGUGUAGAGCCGCAUCAGACCUUCAACGCCCUACUCUUCUUGCCCCCAGCCCUGUGUGACAUGACUGGAACCAGCCUCAUGUACGUGGCCCUGAACAUGACCAGUGCCUCAAGCUUCCAGAUGCUUCGGGGUGCAGUGAUCAUCUUCACAGGCCUGUUCUCAGUGGCCUUCCUCAACCGGAGGCUGGCACUAAGCCAGUGGGUGGGCAUCCUGGCCACCAUUGUGGGACUGGUGGUGGUUGGCCUCGCUGACCUCCUGAGCAAGCAUGACAGUCAACACAAGCUCAGCGAAGUCAUCACAGGUGAUUUGUUGAUCAUCAUGGCCCAGAUCAUCGUUGCCAUCCAGAUGGUGCUAGAGGAGAAGUUUGUCUACAAACACAAUGUCCACCCGCUCAGGGCAGUGGGCAUUGAGGGCUUCUUUGGCUUUGUGACCCUCUCGCUGCUCCUCGUGCCCAUGUACUACAUCCCAGCUGACUCCUUUAGUGGGAACCCUCGUGGGAUGCUGGAGGAUGCACUGGAUGCCUUCUGCCAGGUGGGCCGACAGCCCCUGAUUGCCCUGGCUCUGCUGGGCAACAUCAGCAGCAUUGCCUUCUUCAACUUUGCGGGGAUCAGUGUCACCAAGGAACUGAGUGCCACCACCCGCAUGGUGCUAGACAGCUUACGCACCGUGGUCAUCUGGGCCUUGAGCCUUGCACUGGGCUGGGAGACCUUCCACCCACUGCAGAUCCUUGGUUUCUUCAUCCUCCUCAUGGGCACUGCCCUCUACAAUGGACUGCACCAUCCACUGCUAGCCUGCCUGUCCAGGAGCUGGCAUCCCCCAACCCAAGAGGGUGAGCAAGAGAGACUGUUGGGUGACAGCCGGACUCCUAUCAAUGAUGCCAGCUAAGCCCAUGGUGGGGGUCUCUGCUGCUACCAGAUGACUGAGGCCAUGCAGACUGGUGGGCUAUGAGUGCCCUGUCCCCAAGGCCUCACCCCACCCCUCCCUAUUGACCCCUUUGGGCAACUGCUGCCAGAGAGGAUGGCAGAACACCAGGUCUUCUCUUAUUCCUGAAGCCUAUAAUGUUGGGACACAGCCUCCACAGACCUGGGUAUGGCAUCCACUCUCAGCCCUCCGAGUUCUUCCUGCAAAAAUGUGAACUUGAAUGGCAGGAAUUUAUAACCCUAAUAUUUCUGUGUAAUACACUAACUUGUUACAGUA